This is a messenger RNA of Parastagonospora nodorum SN15, 669 nucleotides long. RefSeq lists its product as hypothetical. The coding region runs from base 1 to 669 and encodes 222 amino acids. Gene Ontology annotation, molecular function: transmembrane transporter activity. The record is from RefSeq and is a predicted model, not a curated record. NCBI's taxonomy places the organism in Eukaryota, Fungi, Ascomycota, Dothideomycetes, Pleosporales, Phaeosphaeriaceae. The transcript has 4 exons. Gene Ontology annotation, biological process: transmembrane transport.
AUGAUUGCUUAUGUCGCGCCGACCAUCGUAUCGAUCGGCGCUACGGGAGGCCUUGUUUCGAGGUACGGUCACUAUGUUCCGUACAUGGUUGUUGGCAUCACGAUUGCAAGCAUUGCAGCUGGCUUUUUGACCCUCCUGGAUGCUUAUACGCCUACGGCUACAUGGGCUGGCCUAAUCGUUGUCAAUCGUCUUGGCAUGGGUAUGGCACAGCAGCUUCCGUAUACGGCCCUUCAAGCUGUUCUCGAACCGGAAGAUAUCGCGACUGGCAACGCCAUUGCAAUCUUUUCCUGGCAACUAGGUGGUGCCAUAGCCGUCUCCAUCGGUCAAAAUCUGCUUCUCAAUACCCUCAAGAUUAGUAUUCCUGUGCACACUACGGAAGUCGGCGUGCAGCAGGUCAUCGAUGCAGGCGCUGGUGGGAUCAACUCGAUUGCGCCUGACGGAGCCGUAUUGAAAAGUCUUAGGGAAGCUUACGCUGAAGCUCUAAGGGGCAGUUUUGUACUUGCAUUAGUGAGCACAUGUCUUGCACUUCCUUUUGCUGCGGGCAUGCAGUGGUUGAACAUCAAGAGGGUUGCCGAGGAAAGGAGGGUUAAUGCAAGAGAGGGAGCAGUCGACUUGAUCAGAGUGGAGGAAGCUAAGAAGCUGGAAGAAAAGGACACUUUUUAUACUUAA